Messenger RNA from Chanos chanos (milkfish), 924 nucleotides. RefSeq names its product carbonic anhydrase IV a (gene ca4a). The transcript has 8 exons. Bases 1 to 924 code for a protein of 307 amino acids. Gene Ontology annotation, cellular component: plasma membrane. The record is from RefSeq and is a predicted model, not a curated record. Gene Ontology annotation, molecular function: carbonate dehydratase activity; zinc ion binding. NCBI's taxonomy places the organism in Eukaryota, Metazoa, Chordata, Actinopteri, Gonorynchiformes, Chanidae.
AUGCAGCGUCUCGUUUUGUCAUUUGUCCUGGCCGCCCUUCUGAAUAUAUGCACCGGGGCAGAUUGGUGCUAUCAGUCUCAGGUGACCUGUGGAGGCCAUUGUAAAGGACCUGUAUUUUGGAAUCAGGUUAACACAGAAUGCGGCAAGAGCAGACAGUCCCCAAUCAACAUAGUGACCAGGAAGACAGUGCUGGAUGAAACCCUAACCCCAUUCAGAUUCAACGGUUACCAUACAGCUUUCAGUAGCUACAUCAAAAACAAUGGCCACUCUGUUCAGGUAAACAUACCAGACAAUCUGGCCACGGUCAGUGGUGGUAAACUGGAGGGCACAUACAAAGCUGUGCAGUUUCACCUACACUGGGGCAACAAUGGAGGACCUGGGUCUGAGCACACUAUUGAUGGAGAGCAGUACCCCAUGGAGCUGCACAUCGUACAUAUGAAGGAAAAGUACUCUUCUCUGACCGACGCUCUCAAAGACAGAACUGGAGUUGCAGUCCUUGGAUUCUUCUAUGAGGAAUCAAGCAGCACCAACAGAAGAUAUGAUGAUUUUGUGCAGGCUUUGGGAAAAAUACAGAACACUUCUAUGAACACAACCCUUAAUUCCAUUUCUCUGGAGCGUCUCACUUUGUCGCCGGGAAACAUGACAAGUUAUUACCGUUACGAAGGUUCUCUGACCACCCCUGGAUGCACCGAGUCAGUGGUAUGGACUGUGUUUGAGCAUGCCAUUCCACUCAGCAGAACACAGCUCAAGACAUUCUCCAGUCUCCGAUUCCACGACGGAAAACCAAUGGUGGACACCUUCAGGCCCAUUCAGCCCCGUAACAAUCGGGUCGUCUACAGAUCCGGCACCGCGGUGGUGGUGGCCAGCGUGGGUCUUCUGGUCGCCUCUCUGUUUGUCACUCUGGGUCUAUCACGGCCCAACUAA